GAGGGAAUGGAAACACAUCCACCCUGCAUUCAUAUUAUAACAAAAUUAAAGGGUAAGAGAGUUAAAAAAAUGUCAGAUUAAAUUUAUUCACAUAUUGUCUAAAUAUACCUCUGCAUGGCACUAUUGUCUUAGGCGGAUGAACUGAAACGUCGCUAUCUGAUAUUCUCGCGCGACUGGCGGGUAGUUGCCGCGUUUUCGUGUUUGCCGCCAACUCUGACAGGAAUUAAAAAUCCCAACUUUGCAGACUUAACACAAGGUUGAAAAGAAACGUUGCAUGUAUAAUAUUUUUGUAUGUUUUUUGUUGCUACACUUCAUAGCGUGUAUUUUACACGUAGGCAAUUCGUCCCAUAAACGUCGAAGUUUGACCGCAUAAUAAGGUAGGCUACAUUUCUUAAAGAACGAUUAUGUUGAAUACAAUUAAUAAAUUGAAGCGAAUUACUAUAGUGAAUUACUAAAUACUAAUUUCCAUACCUUAAAAGCACAUAAUUGGUAGAAUAAGAUAUUUAACAUGGUAACUCCGGUGUUCAACAGCUCAUAAAUAUUAAACAACCUGCAGAGGGCGCACUCCUCAUAUCUUUAUCUGAACGUUUGCUUUGGAUCCUGCUUUGGUUAUCUUAACAAUAUUCAGCUAGUCCGUGAAAAUAUAUAUUCAGUAUAUCCAAUUCUAUUAUCCUAUAUGUUUUCAUAGCCUUCGUCUAAAAGGUGUCAGUCAUUUUCACACAGAUGCCAUGUAUUUCUACAAUGAUUAAAAAAAACGUUGACAUAUAUGAAAUCAAGUGUUGUGAGGGAUGGACAGUCAGGUUGCCCAGGUUUUUGGACAUAUGAAAUUAUUGUGCAAAAGAAUAAGGACAUACCCUUCUUCAGGGCAUAGGGUGAAUAACCCUGUCAAUGUAAGACAAAUGGCUGACCCGUACCAUUAAUGGAAGGUCGAGAGCAGGCAUCUACACAUGCAUAUGCUCUUGUGUAGUGACACAUUGGAUUAGUGGACCUGUCAUGCGGUUAUAAAGGCUUUUUGAUUCAUGAGCAACAGGAAGUUCCCUGGACUGGUCAGUUGGCCUUCAUUUGUGUCCUGCGUCAUUUUAAUAAGCGAAAAACAGGGUCAACUGUCAAAAAUGAUUGAAAUGACAUUUUUGCUGGGAUGUGUGUAGCUGUUUAUCUGACAAGAAGCAAGGACAGUAUGCAGGGACCCUUUUCAAACACACACUGAGGCUACGUUGUAUAAGGGAUUGGUUUUUAACAGGUUUCGUGCCAUGACCAAAUUUGUUAAUUUGCACAAAAACACUUUGAUUGAAUGCCACUAACCAAAAGUUAUAUACAGCAUUUUUGCCGCUGUCUGACUGAAGGUUUGAAUCUCCAAAACCGGCACUUUACAGAAAAAAAAAAACUGCAUUUUUUUAAUAAUUCAUCUCUGUGUUGUAAUAUUUCACUGGAUAAAUAUUUGCAGAACCCACAGACAAACAUGAAUUGUGAACAAUAGUAAUGAUUAUGGGAAAAAAAUACAAAUCUUUCAGUCUGACAGUGACGUUUCUUUCCUCCCUUCCCAAACAUUUUGUGGUUCUUGUAUUAUUUUUUGAUUCAGCAUAUCUUCUGGACACCUAUUAAAGAUUCUGUGUGUAGAUUUUAGCGGCAUCUAGUGGUGAGGUUGCAAAUCGCAACCAAUGGCUUUGUUGGCCUCUCCCUCUGAGCAACAUGGCGAAUUCUAUGUGGACACGCUGUGUAUUCUAAGGAAAUAAAAAUAUAACUGUUCAUUACGUAAGGUCUGUAUACACCUCCGAAGACGUAGUUCAGUAUUUUAUGUUGUUUUUCUUUUCAAUAUAUCCUCCUAAUCUUACACAAUAUGCCUUUAAAGCAGAUUUGUGAUUUUUCUUUUGAUCACAACCACACGAUGUUAUGUUUAUUUUACAAGUUGUUACUUGUUUCCUGCUUAUCUCGUAACUGUCAUGAAAGCUUCAACGGGCUAUCAUUUACAUAUGUUAUUUUUUCGUAGAUACUGUUUGCACCCUAAUGAAAUAUUCAUUGCGAGUCUCUCUAUGUAUAUUAAAUGUUGCUUCAACAUGGUUCAUGUCAAAAACAUAAAUUUCAGGCUUUGAUAAAUACUAGAUCUAUUCUUGCGGUGCUUAUAUCAAAUGAAUUUGCAUAGUAAGUCCUUCACCCCAGGCUAUGUUUUCCUAAUAGUCAGAUAAGAUGUGCCGCACUGAGCCACAGUAUUUGGAUACUUUGUCUUAGACCGCUCUCUGACUAAGAGCAAAAAAACACAGACAGAUAGUCCACAGGUGUGGCUGCGCAUAUGGAGUCCAAGCUCAUUCCACCUUGCAGACAGCCAUCUGGCCAGCACAAAGAGAUACUUCAGACUGUAUAAUCAUUAAGUUAGUCCAGUUGUCUGCUCCUCUGUCGUUGCAAUCCUUGUGAAAAUCCCUUUCCUUAUUAAAGUGAGAAUAUCAACUAUGUUACAGUUGAAUGUUAAUAAUUCAUUUGCAAUUAAUUCACCUGCAGUUUAAUGGAGUUGUCAAACCCUGUUAAGGUUCUAUUUUUGGGAACUAGAUCACCAGGUAGUGCCUGUGUAUCUAAAGAGCACUGAACACUCAUGACACUGAAAUAUUUAAAAGGACAAAAGAUACAUUCGUUCUUCCUUCUCCUUAGGGAAAUGCAUCUUGUUUGCAUUUGGGAAAACGUACCUAUACAAGCCACUUGACUUUCCUCUUAUCUCCAUGUAACCUGUUCAUAUUCAUUCACAACACGAUUUCAGUUCAUAAAAUGUCUGCGUUUGGUCUCCAGAGUAAUUGAUAAAGGUUGAACCCUGAACUGAAAUAAAAUGUUUUGCUUCGUGUAUAAGGGAUGAAGACAGAACAGCACUUCUACAUUCACAUGUAAGCCUUUCCUCACAAACGUACGUGUGCAUAAGCGUAUAUAUCACAUGUGCAAAUCUAGAGUGUACUUAAAAGUUCAUAAUUUUCUUAUAUCUACUAAUGAGAAUUGGAUAAGGGAUUAGAAAUGAGAAAAAUGAUCCUAAUCAUGGGUUUUAAAAGCUUUAGGAGUUCUGUUGUCUGAGGUGUGCGUAGUGACUAUCAAGAAGUUUUGUGUCCCUCGGUCAACGCUACAGCGAAGAAUCUCUCUGGAUAUUAAUAAAGCUUUAAGCUCUAUACGCAUUCACAGAUGAAUGAAGCAAGGGUCGGGGUAGAUCACUCAGUUGUCCUUUUUCUCUUUAUGGUCUUUUUUUCCGGUCCAGGUCUAUUAUCUGCAAAAUGAUUCCACUGAGAAUUUGCUACUGGGUUCGUACGGUCAUGAAAAACCUGGAAAAGUCAUUGCAUUUUAAAAUGGCUAUUUCCAGGCCUGGAAAAGUUUGGGAAAUGUUAAUAAAGCAAGAAAGUUUUAGAAAAGUAAUGGAAGUUUGUGCCACAAAUACCUGUAUAACAACGUAUGUUUAACUGUUUAUGUUUGUUUAAUCAUAUUUAAUGACACGACUAACCUUCCAAACGUAAUGUUAAUAUGCACCAACUCUUAACUCUCAGCUCAUACUUUUCCCAAUAGCACUUUAUAAAUAUGCGUUUUAUGGUAAAAUUUUCAGAUAUCACGUUACCGUAACGUACUUUAGCUGUAAAGUAACUUGUGUUUCAAACCCUUCUGAACAAUCAGAAAUUUUUCAUAAAUGUUACAACUGUUUUGAGAUCUGUUUUCAAGAUUUGAGAAAGUCAUGGAAAAUAGUUCCUGAGUCAUAAGGAGUACUGGUGCUUUUUGUACGGAGUACUGGUGCCCGUGGUGUUUCAUGGAUGAAGUUCAUGUGGGAUUGGAACAACAUAAAGUCCAUCUGAUGCAGCAUGAAGGUGGUAGUUUUCUGCCUUUGGCAUGUUAGCUGCUGAAGCUAAGACACCUGAUGGACCGGCAGCUUCCACCUGAGCCCUCAGGGACACUUGACCACACACCAUUUUUCCCCAGGUGCAUCUUGAACGUGGAGAGAUUUGGUAAUAGCCCUCCAGCUAAAGAGGACAAAACUGCAUUCGGAUCAACCUCAGACCUGAAGGACAGACAAGGUUGAAGGAUGUUGAGGGAUGACUACAAGUGUCAGAGACGGCGUCAGGGAGCGAGAGCAAGAGAGAGGGAGACAGACAAAAACAGAAAAGACAGAGACAGAGAAAGAAUCAACAGGACAGCUUGAAGCAUCUUGUAAGUCAGACCUGCUUUUCUCUAUAAGAAUGACAUGAGGCAGAAAGGCUUGAAAUGAAAAGACAGGGUUUGAAUUGCAGAAGUACCAAAUAAAAACAAUGUGGGAAGGACUGUCAGAAAACAACAGAGGGAGAGAGAACCAACAAUUUCAAAAGGAGAAAUAAACGAUUGGAUAAAUGCAUUGAGAAGGGGAUCAGGAUGGAGAGAGAGAGAGAAAAAGAGAGAAUAAAAGCAUGCGUAAAUGAGGAGAGGGGGGUGGAGGCAGGAUAAAUCUGUACAGCAUCAUGAUUAGGUAUCAGAAGCUUGUUCUGUGGUCUGGAGAGCAGAAGGCAGAUCACAUCAAACAGAUGAGGUGCGCAUCUGCUCUACAAACUGGACAAACAUCAUCUCUUAAUUUUGAAUUGAGUAUUUGUUUUGGAUUGCUUUCAUGAUCGCCUCAGUCCACAGCUCAACUCAAACUUUUUGGAUUUGGUUGGAGUGGCACCUGCGGAUUUAAAGGAUUCAGAAGUAAGCGAGCGAAGGAAAUUCAUUGCAACUAAUUGAAAAGCAUCUGUAUGGACUUCUUCCUCAAAAUCAGACCCCACCAACAAAACCAAAGGUCAGCUCCAGUCUUUCAUGUGAAUCUAUUUUAAUCAGCUGUACUCUCUUCUCAGCAUCAUCAUUCCAUCAUGAUUACUCCCCAAGGUUGGAGAACUGGGUUGGUUGUGACGGAGCGGGCGGAGGCUGUGGAUGAGCGGUCUGAUUGAGGGUGGAUGGUUAGUCCACCCCAGAACUCUCUCGCAUAAACGGCAUCUGUUUUUUGAGCUCAGAAACCCAGACUUGAUUCAAAAAAGAAACUUCGCUUGUAAGCGUAAUAUAUUACAAAUAUUGUAAUUUACCACACAGGUAAACAAGAUCCACGUGAGAUUCAGGAUUUAUAGAGUGAGACACAACCUUACACAUUCACACAGACGCGCAAGGGAGUCGCGGCACGCUCUUGAGCGCAGCUCCCCACCUGCUCUCGCACCUUUCCUCAGUCAGAGAUCACAACUGCGACUCUCCAGCUGCCUCUCAUCGCCGUCUCGAGCUGCUAACAGCUGCUUCGUCCUCUUUUUUUGGACACUUGUCUCUCUAUUUCUCACUCAGUCCCCAAUAGCUUUUUUCACUGUGUCAAUGACACCAUCUUCAGUUUGACCCUCUUUGCCAGGAAGAGAGAGAGAAAUGGCAUAAACACAGCGGGGUCUUCAGCUGCCACACAAGUAGACUCGCACAAGUGUCGAGAGAAGGUGAGCGAGACGGUGCGAAAGAUAGAAGAGGCCAAACGGAGGGAAGAGAGAAGACGGAGACAGGCAGCACAAGCAUGUACAGCUUGGGGUCGGGCUCGGAUGCAUUCAGACGGCACAGGCUGUAGGAGGCUGAAAUGGCCACUCCUCGAGGGUGUUGGGGUCCUUCUCUUCAACUCCUCGUCUUCGUCAAUCUGUUACUCAACGUGAUGCCUCCCUGCUGUGGCCGUCCGUUUUUCGUCCCUCCCUCGGUAAAUGUGGCUGUGGUUUUCAGCGGUUUGGCCCACCACAGCGAGAUCAAGGGCCGUCUGAGUCCAGAAAACUUCUUAGACAUGCCCUUGGAAGUGAACCCCAUCACCGUGCUGGUGAAUGACACAAACCCCAGAGCUCUUCUCACUCGUCUGUGUCAGACCAUGGCUGAAGAGAACCUUCACGGUGUGGUCUUUGAAGAUGACGUGGACUCGGAAGCCGUGGCACAGAUCUUAGACUUUAUCUCUUCCCAGACAUCUAUCCCCAUCGUGGGCAUCAGUGGAGGCUCUGCUGUUGUUAUAACUCAUAAGGCUGAAGGCUCGACUUUUCUACAGAUGGGUGCUUCCAUAGAGCAGCAGAUUAAUGCAAUGUUCAAAGUGAUGGAGGAGUACAACUGGGGUAACUUUGUGGUGAUCACCAGCUUGUAUCCCGGUUAUGAGACCUUCGUGGACUACAUACGGUCCUUCACAGACACCAGCUACUUCUUAUGGGAGCUGCAGGAUGUGUUGAGCUUCGAGAUGUCCGUGGGGUCCAAUGACAUCCGCUCACGCAGAUUACUUCAGCAGGUGGAUGCGCAGGUAUAUCUGGUGUACUGCUCGCAUGAAGAGGCUCAGUACUUGUUUAGGAUGGCGUCGGAUGUGGGACUUCUGGGGCCUGGAUACAUCUGGGUCAUUCCCAGUCUGGCUGUGGGAAACCCCGAAGUGUCUCCACCUGAGAGUUUCCCAGUGGGGGUGAUCAGUAUUAUCACAGACCGCUGGAAGAAAACGUUACGUCAGAGGGUUCGAGAAGGUGUGGCGGUUAUUGUAAAAGGGGUGCACAGUUUCCACAAGUAUAGAGGAUUUGUUCCAGAGGGUAACAAUGACUGCAACAGUCCUGCCAAACCACAUACCAAUGAUUCCCUCUUCAGGCAUAUGCUAAAUGUUUCAUGGGAGCACAAGGAUCUCUCAUUCAACUCUGAUGGCUAUCUUACCAAUCCUUCCAUGGUGAUCAUCGCUCUGGAUCGAGAGAGACAAUGGGACAAGGUAGGCAGCUACGAAGGUGGGAUUCUGCAGAUGCGUUACCCCGUCUGGCCCCGUUACGGCAGCUUCCUGGAGCACGUGUCUGACAAUCGCCACCUGACAGUGGCCACGCUUGAGGAGAGGCCCUUUGUCAUCGUGGAGAGCGUUGAUCCUGCCACCGGCACUUGUGUGCGUAAUACCGUGCCCUGCCGUCGCCAGGCCAACAGGACCGAGAGUAUCACAGGUCACACAGAGCCGUACACCAAACUCUGCUGCAAAGGUUUCUGCAUAGACAUCCUGAAGAAGCUCUCGCGCACCAUCAAAUUUUCAUAUGACCUUUAUCUGGUCACCAACGGGAAGCACGGCAAGAUGGUUCGGGGCGUCUGGAAUGGGAUGAUUGGAGAGGUCUUCUACAAGCGUGCAGAUAUGGCCAUCGGCUCUCUUACGAUAAAUGAGGAACGGUCCGAGAUCGUAGACUUCUCCGUGCCAUUCGUAGAAACAGGGAUUAGUGUUAUGGUGGCCAGAAGCAACGGAACGGUCUCACCUUCAGCCUUUUUGGAGCCCUACAGUCCUGCCGUAUGGGUUAUGAUGUUUGUAAUGUGCCUGACUGUCGUGGCAGUCACCGUGUUCGUCUUUGAAUACUUCAGUCCAAUUGGCUACAACCGAAGCCUUGUCAGUGCCAAAGCCCCUGGAGGUCCCACCUUCACCAUUGGGAAGUCUGUCUGGCUUCUCUGGGGAAUUGUCUUCAACAACUCUGUACCUAUUGAAAACCCCAAAGGCACGACCAGCAAGAUUAUGGUCCUGGUCUGGGCUUUCUUUGCUGUCAUCUUCCUCGCUAGUUACACGGCCAAUUUAGCCGCCUUCAUGAUCCAAGAGCAGUACAUUGACACUGUGUCUGGACUUAGUGACAAAAAGUUUCAAAAACCACAGGAACAUUAUCCUCCUUUCCGCUUUGGGACGGUUCCAAACGGGAGCACUGAGAGAAACAUUCGGAGCAAUUACCCCGACAUGCACACCCACAUGAUAAAAUACAACCAGAAGGGAGUGGAAGAAGCUCUCAAUAGCCUAAAAACAGGGAAGCUGGAUGCCUUCAUAUACGAUGCAGCAGUUCUUAAUUAUAUGGCUGGCAAAGACGAGGGCUGCAAGUUGGUCACCAUUGGCAGUGGGAAGGUCUUCGCUACCACAGGUUAUGGCAUUGCUCUGCAGAAGGACUCCCGCUGGAAGCGCCCCAUAGAUCUGGCUCUCCUCCAGUUCCUGGGAGACGGGGACACGCAGAGACUGGAGACAGUAUGGCUCUCUGGAAUAUGCCAGAAUGAGAAAAACGAGGUCAUGAGCUCCAAACUGGACAUAGACAACAUGGCAGGUGUUUUCUACAUGUUGCUAGUGGCCAUGGGUCUCAGCCUGCUGGUCUUCGCUUGGGAACAUUUUCUUUACUGGAAACUCAGACACACUGUUCGCAAGUCUGAACACUUAGAUUUUCUGCUGGCUAUUAGUAGGGGCAUCUACAGCUGCUUUAACGGCGUUGAAGACAUCAGCAGAUCGGCGAGCAUACAGAAUCCAGACGUCACCGCCAAUUAUGCUCAGGCCAACAUGUUAAAAAUGCUUCGGACAGCCAAGGACAUCGUCUCCUCAACCAAGGUGGAAAACUCAUUGGAUAAUGCCACAAAGACCAUCGAGAACUGGAGCAGACAUGGCGGCAGCCUACCAGCGCGUAUCCCACAGGUGACCACCACUGAGAAAGCUCCCGGUCACUUCUCUUACAUCACCGAGAACCACAUACCUCAUUUACAGCAGUCCAUAACUCCACCUUUCGCUCAACAUGCCAAAACCACAAGCCCACCACCAAUGGUCAACCACAGAGUCCUAACACGGCCCACUCCUCUACGAUACACGCUUCCUGCCAGGACCAGGGGGUUGUACGACGGUAUGCUUCCUGUUUCCAGUCUUAGCACUCCGCAUCUUGCCAUGCAUGAUCUUCACUCAGAUCCGGCCCAUACUGGUUCUUCCUUCGUUCCUUAUAGAGAUCUACACGUGCCGGACAUCUACACCGAACACCACAGGCAGAAAAAAAGAGCCCAUAAUCUCCUCAUAGAGUCGAUGGAUUUGAGGGGUCUUCACGAUUAUAAAGACCACAUGACUCGCGCAGACGCAAAAGAUUUUGGUGAAAACAACCUCUCGUCUUUAUACAGUGAAAAUCCUUUCACAUCGGCUGACACGGCAUACAAUUCCUGCAUCAAAACGUACUUCGACCCUGUUCUUGAUAACAUACCAUUGAUAGGGAAACGAAAGCUUCAUCGAAGACCUUCGUUCCUAAAAGCCACUUGGGGUCCUGACAGAGUCUGGUUUCCUGGUGACAGACCGUCGGCCGCACCCUCCUCACGAGCAACCAUCCCAGACCUCUUCCCUUGCGUGGACGUACACGGACGGGUUAGAAAAAACACUUGUUUCGCCCAACCAGUGGAUCACACCUACCCUCACCCGUUCCGACGACAUACAAGGAAAACUCAGAAGCUAAGACACAGCCAGUCAACCAGGCUUCCGUCCUACAUGGAGGCAGUUUUUCACAAUCCAGCGGUUGUAAGGAGGGCCUCCAGCAUGGUGCAUAGACCCUACUCGUACCCAGAGCUGCCGAUCUAUCAGAGUCCACUGCCGUACGGACCAGCGGAGUUAUGCAACAUCUUCCCCUGCAUGGGACAUCCCGCUGACAAUGUUUCUAGAGGGUACAGGAUGCCCACACAUCUACAGGAUGACCAUUUAGUGCCUGUCCCAGGCAGCAGGGUGGUUCAUAGUAGCCCCAUUGUGCCCAUGUCAUGGGGGAGAAUUUCUAGUUUGGAAUCGGAAGUGUGAACUUAUCCGUACACCUGACAAUUAUAAACUUUAGCCCUGUGGUCGAGUCUUUUACGGACUAAUAAACCGAUUUAGGGUUUAAGGGUCAUUUCUGCAACACUAGAGUCACUAAAAGUGAUGGUUUUCAAACAGGAUUUCUGAAUGCUUCCCAUUGGUCGGAUCAUUACGCCAUAAACUUUGUGGAGCUGGUGUGGACGCUCAAAUAAACAGGCUAAUGUCCUGAUAGCACCACCGAGUCACAGUGUUUACGCUUUUCAUAGGAUUCCACCUACCUACCCCUAUUUGCCACAGCCUAGCUGACAUUGAAAAACUAGACACUUCAGCUUCAACACAAGCUGAAAUAUUAACCGUGUUACUAGCGUUGGUGGGGUUUUGUUUUUUGAUGAAUUCAUUUUUUAUUUAAAGUGCAAUAAUGUAAUCAUUGAAAAAGGAGGGAUUUGAGGGAACAAUGGCAACCUUUGAUUGGACAAACAACUGGACUGAAUAUGUUUGGUUAUUCUUAUCCCCAAAAAUGAGAUACAGUUAUUGUUUGACUUGGUGAAAGAUUUUCUUGUUGUUUUUUAAGAGAUUGUAGUAGAGACGAUUAACUUAACUAUAUAUCUGUAUCUAUAUAACACGUAAUGUGAUACAUUUUAUUUAUUUAAGUAAAUUUGGUAUAACACACAAUAUGUAUUCUCUAUGAUACAGAAUUUUGUAAACGACUAUUGUUCAAUAUUUUUUUACCAGCAGGGCUAUAUUUCUGUCUCUCAUCCGAUGCCUCGAUCUUCCUAUUCUCUCUAUUGGCUGCGAGUGGGCUUUUGAAGAAGAGCUGUUUGAAUGGUUCUCUAAUAUUAGCAUCAUCGAGGAUCUUCACACUUUAAUAAAUCACAAAGGCCCAUCAGUUAGUCCUUUGUAACCGCUGUCGUCUUUGGAUGGCUGACGGAGACAACCCUUUGAACACUGCCUUAUAUAUGCAGAACCAUAUUUUAGACGUCGCCGACUGUUUGACACAAACGGAAAUCAAAAUGUUACUUUAAUAAUGGUGAGAAUAUUGUUAAAUGUGAUGCUCGUAGAUCAGGUUUAGGCCGGUGGAAAUGGACGACUACAAUAAGCCUGUUUGACCUGCACACUGCACCUCACAUACCCACGAGGACGUCUGUAUGUGCCUCAAAAUUAACUUGUGAGUGUGAACGAGAGAGCGAGAAGGAGAGGAAAGAAUCCCCACUUCUGUCAGCUGGGAUUUAAGCUACAAUAUCUGAAUGUUUAUGAGCCUUUUGGCUUUUGAGGUUGUCAUGAGAGUCUCAUUAAACCAACUCUGUGGAGUGAUUAUCCAGAAGGACGCUCUACCAAAAAGUGUCUUUUACUUUAAGAAUUUCAUUAUGUUGGCUGUCUCUACCGCACGGCAUUCUUGUGACGUCCAAGGUGACCCAGGCUGUGGUAAUUAUGCUCUACGGUUUUUGUUAUCUACGAAAAAAGAGCCCAAUUUUCAAGCUUCCAGUGAGAAGCGUUUUAGAAUCCAAACAUCUAGUGCUUUCUUCAUCAUCUUUUCUUUGUUAUUGCUGUAUUGCAGUUUAUAGCACGUUGAUUUAAUCUUCAAUACUGCCAGUGCUCACCGAUAGAUUUAUGUGCGGUAGGAUAAUCAUACUUUUUUCAUAACAUUCCUGCCAGUUCUGUGACAGCUAAAAAGAAGCCUGGUGCGGAAUGACAUGCAUUUCAUUUUCAUAAAAACACAGGCACGAGGAGAGGCAGGCUAAAGCCAUCAUCAUCAUCGUGCCGGUCGUAUUCUGCAUGUUCCUGAAAAGCAUAUUAUUGAAUGAUCUUGCAAGGUGAUAAAUGAUUCAAUACAUGCAUAUAAAAACAUCAAGGCAGGCCGAGGAUCGUCCUCUGGAAGAAAUAAGCAGUAAUAUAUCAACGCCACAGGUAGCUGUGGUGAAAAAUGAAAUGCGUUUAAAAGUCAAGGGGGCUUGUCUCAUUCGGUAAUGAGAAAGAUGCAAUGGAAUGACGAGGCAGACGUGUUAUCCAAACAUUAAUAAUUCACCCGUUCGUUUAAAUGUGUCUGUUCAUUUUAAAUAUUGUGCCCUCCAGAAUAGCAUACGCACUUACAAAUAAGGUUUUCUUAAUGUUCCUUUGUUGGUUUCUGAGUAAGUUAUAUUGUUUUUUUUAUGUUGCAGUAUAGUUUCCAGGCUUUUAAAGCAUCAGGAAAGAAAUAGUUCACUCAAAAAUGGUCCCCAUUGACUUGACCAUGGUCAUUUAUAUUCCUACUAUGGAAAGCCAAGGUGAUCAUUUUUGAGUGAAAUAUUCCUUAAGUAUAUAGUGUUGUUUUCUUAAGAGCAAGAAAUUGUUAAAAAUGUAUAAGAGCUUGUAUACCUACGCACUUACAGACACACUCACAAUACGACGAUUACUCAUACCAACUGUGCCACGCCUUCAUACGGUUGCAUUUCUCUAAAGUGUCAGUUCAGGGGCUGUUAAUUGUCCCAGAUGCUGCUGGUCACCUUGAGCCAAGGGCUUCGCAGCUUAGUGGGAGAGGGGAAAGGUGAUGGAGGAAGACAGCGCAUAGAGGCUGGAGAUGUGACGUUCUGAAAAGACUAAUGAAUAGCAGAAUUAACUCAUUAACUCAUUGCUCGUAGGCAGCAAUAAACAUCUAAACAUAAACUAUUUAUGCUUUGUUCGGUCAUGAGCCCAAGUAUAAUGAAUUUAGUUAUAACAGUGGUUCUCAAACUGGUGGUCGGGGUCCCGAGUUGGUGAAAUGUGACCCUGAAAGCCAGGAUGAAGUUCAAAAGUUAAAUCACAAUCUAUUAUGACACUUGAAGCAACAAAAUUUUACAUUUAGGCAUUUGGCAGAAGCUUUUAUCCAAAGCGACUUACAUUGCUUUAUCCUAUACAUUUUACAUAGGUAUUUGCAAUCCCCUGGGAUCGAACCCACAACCUUCCGUUGUUACACAAUGCUCUUACCACUGAGCUACAGGAAAUAGGUAUAGCCUAUGUAAAAAAGGUUGUAUUCAAAUGACGUCAUUUGAUC
Messenger RNA from Triplophysa dalaica, 12518 nucleotides. It is a transcript of the gene grin2cb, whose product is annotated as glutamate receptor, ionotropic, N-methyl D-aspartate 2Cb. The transcript is spliced from 15 exons. Lineage: Eukaryota; Metazoa; Chordata; Actinopteri; Cypriniformes; Nemacheilidae. The record is from RefSeq and is a predicted model, not a curated record. Gene Ontology annotation, cellular component: postsynaptic density membrane; postsynaptic membrane; NMDA selective glutamate receptor complex. Gene Ontology annotation, biological process: excitatory postsynaptic potential; monoatomic ion transport; synaptic transmission, glutamatergic. Bases 5561 to 9517 code for a protein of 1318 amino acids. Gene Ontology annotation, molecular function: transmitter-gated monoatomic ion channel activity involved in regulation of postsynaptic membrane potential; NMDA glutamate receptor activity.